Molecule: messenger RNA, 4853 nt
Organism: Diospyros lotus (date-plum)
Lineage: Eukaryota; Viridiplantae; Streptophyta; Magnoliopsida; Ericales; Ebenaceae
Product: helicase-like transcription factor CHR28
Exons: 12
Coding region: 286-4503 (1405 amino acids)
Molecular function (GO): ATP-dependent chromatin remodeler activity; ATP binding
Source: RefSeq, a predicted model, not a curated record
CUCGGCGUUAUUUUUCCAGAAGGUUCACGAAUUCAGGAACAAAAGUCGCAUCACCGAAACCGCUACGAACUUUCUUGCCAACCAAACAGUGUUUGAUCUCUCUGCAUAGGUCCGCUUUAUUUCUGUCGCGGUAUACGCGUGCAGCUUCGAGUCUUCGUCUUCUUUCGCCCUUACGGAGGCUUGAUUUUGCCGAUACUUGUCGAAUAGGCCGCGUAGGGUUUUGGAAAUUUUCGGACUCGGGACUAAGUUAUGUUUUUGGAGAUUUCGGUUUGAUUGGAAUUGGCUAUGUUGAUGGCGGACGAUUGGUCGCAAGUUUUGGCUGUUGGUGAUCCGUCGACGGGCGACGAUGAUGUUAAUCUGUCUAUCGAUAUUCAGUCGUUGUGGGAAAUUCUCGAGGAGAGUCCCGGUCGCGAUCCUUCGCAGAAUAAUCCUGAGGAUUUAUCAAUCAAAAAAGAACAAGGUGAACCAUCUUCUUACGUUGGGAAUAAUGAAAUCUCAAUGAUUCAAUUGGGACUUGCGGAGUUGCAAAGUGCAUCUAUAUCUGGUGCUGAAUUAGCAGGUUCAGUUACAUUCUCUCCUUCGCAAAAUUCUGAAUCUUCAGAUUCUAGGGCCGGGCCUUCUGAUGGUUCAUUUGAGUCUGCUCGGAACUCUGUCAUGUCUGACUAUGGAAAGCAGGAACAUUCAGCACAGAUUAGUUCUCCAGCUAGCUGCUCUGGAAGUCUUGCAGAUUGGAUGUUGCCAAUUUCAAGUCAUGGUUCUUUAAGUGCAGGGAGUAAUGGAGUUAUGCAGGAUAUUCAAUCUUACGGGAGAGAUUAUCAUGAAGAAAUUCCCUAUGAGAUACCCAAUCGUGGUGCCACAUUUAGUUUUCCUGCUGGAGAUGAUUAUUAUGGUUCAGAUUUUAGGGAGGUCUUGAAUUCCAAUCAUUCUGAAGGAGAAGCUGAAUUUCAAUUCAAGCUUUUGGAGAGGGAUACUCAAUAUGGACCUGUGACUUCAGUUCUGGAGAAAUCAGAUUUGAAUCAUGGAAGGCAUUGUGAUUCAAGUGAAAAUAGCUUGAAAGGCUCAGGAACAUCAGAAACCAUGGAGACUCCUGUGAUGGAAUAUGAUGGAACUUUGCCAUGGGUUCUGGAUGAUAGUUUCAAUCUUCAAUAUAUGUCGAACAAUAAUGUUAUGACAAUGUACACAAAGGAUCAACUUGAUGAGGUGCUUCCAACUCAGAUUGAAGGCAUAUGCAGUGCUGCUAUGCGUGAGGCUCAGGUUAAAACUUCAUGUGGAGCAGACUUGGAGGCAUCAAUGACUGGUGACCCCAAUUUUAAUGGACUUAAUAUCAAAUGUGCAGGUUAUGAUAUUACAACUCUAACCAAGGAAAAUUCUUUAAAUGAAAUAGAUCAUAGGCCUAUUGUUAACCAUCCCUCAUCACGGCUAUCACCUCUUACUGUGUCAAGCACGCCUAGCAACAAACCUCUUUUUCAUCUAAAAGAUGAAAGAAAUAUUGGGCUGGUUUCAGCACAGGGAAUGGCAUAUUCAUCUUAUGAUGCGUCUGAUGAUACUUGUCAUAGAACAUCUCUCAGUAUUGGGUAUGAGUAUCCUGUUAGGAAAGGCUUAGAGCAAUUGUUGCCUCCUAUUUUGCCGUCCAUUUCAAGUAAGAAGCUUUUGGUUCACAAAAAGGAGGAAAAUCAAGAUCUGUUAUUGUUGUCUAAAAGAGCUCACCACACUCUUGCUAACAUUGAUGAAACUGUUCUUAGAAACCCAGUGGUUGCUGAUGACCAUUGUCUGGAAGUCAGGGCCUCAAAGCAGCGUUGUGUACAGCAGCUACAGCCAUGCACUGCAAUGAAGCAGCAGUUUGAUUGCAGAAGUGUAGGAAUAGACAGUACUCUGGUUCAACCUAAGGGAAUGGAUACUAAUCUUGCAAAAGUGAGUUGCCAAACAGUUCAGAGUAAUAUCAUGGUUAACAGUUACCAUUAUGAUGAUGACCCAGACGUAUGCAUUCUUGAAGAUAUCAGUGAACCUGCCCGCUCAAAUGUAUGUUCAAUGAAAAAGAGUUCCUUUAUUACUUCGCACCAUUCUACGUUUAGUGAUCCCCUUACUUACAUGGGAAUGGGAGGUGUGAAGCUUAAGGCCAAUGAUGAACGCCUUAUUUUUCGAGUGGUACUGCAGGAUCUUUCUCAACCAAAAACAGAAGCUACUCCACCAGAUGGUGUUUUGUCAGUGCCUCUUUUAAGACAUCAGCGAAUUGCUUUGUCUUGGAUGGUCCAGAAGGAGACAGCCAGCCCACACUGCUCUGGAGGAAUACUUGCAGAUGAUCAGGGACUUGGGAAAACAAUAUCAACCAUAGCACUUAUACUCAAGGAAAGGGCUCCACCUUCCCGAGUUUGUCUGGAAAACUUGAAGCAAUGUAAAAUGGAAACAUUAAAUUUGGAUGACGACGACGAUGACUGUGUGUCUGAUCCUGAUGGAUCAAAGGAGGAAGCCAAAUCAUGCCAAGUGUUGCCAAUUGGCUUCCCAAUGACGAGCAAGAACACUUCUGUGCAAGGAAAGGGUAGGCCAGCUGCUGGAACCCUUGUUGUAUGUCCUACGAGUGUCCUGCGCCAAUGGGACGAGGAAUUGCAUAAUAAGGUGAAUAGCAUAGCUAAUCUAUCUGUUUUAGUAUAUCACGGAAGCAAUAGAACAAAAGAUCCUUGGGAGCUGGCCAAGUAUGAUGUUGUCCUGACAACAUAUUCAAUUGUAAGCAUGGAGGUCCCUAAACAGCCUCUUGUUGAUAAAGAUGAUGAUGAGACUAGAAGGCUAGAAGCUGAUGGCGUUCCAUCUGUUGAACUUUCAUCCAGUAAGAAGAGGAAAUAUCCUGAUAAAAGAUCUGCAAAAGAUAAGAAGGGAAUUGAUAACAUUUCACUUGAAUCCACUGCUCGACCUCUUGCUAGGGUUGGCUGGUUCAGAGUUGUACUAGAUGAGGCACAGAGCAUUAAGAAUCACAGAACUCAAGUAGCUCGGGCUUGUUGGGGGCUCCGAGCUAAACGCAGAUGGUGCUUAUCAGGGACACCUAUUCAGAAUGCAGUUGAUGAUCUUUAUAGCUACUUCAGAUUUCUGAGAUAUGACCCAUAUGCUGUAUAUAAAUCGUUUUGCUCCACAAUAAAGGUCCCAAUUAAUAGGAAUCCAACAAAUGGGUACAAAAAGCUACAAGCAGUUUUGAAGACAAUAAUGCUGCGUCGCACAAAAGGAACACUUCUUGAUGGGGAACCCAUCAUUAACUUGCCACCAAAAUCAGUAGAAUUAAAAAAAGUGGAUUUCACAAAGGAAGAGCGGGAGUUCUACUGCAGACUCGAGGCUGAUUCCCGAGCUCAAUUUGCUGAAUAUGCAGCUGCUGGAACUGUCAAACAGAAUUAUGUCAACAUUUUGUUGAUGCUUCUCCGUCUGCGACAAGCUUGUGACCAUCCUCUUCUUGUGAGGGGAUAUGGCUCUCGUUCUGCAUCAUCUGUUGAGAUGGCAAAAAAACUUCCCAGGGAGAUGCAAGUUCGUCUCUUGAAUUGCUUGGAAGCUUCUUUGGCAAUUUGUGGCAUAUGCAAUGAUCCACCUGAGGAUGCUGUAGUUACAAGCUGCGGACAUGUUUUCUGCCAUCAAUGCAUCUGCGAACAUCUGACAGGUGAUGACAAUCAGUGCCCCAUCACAAACUGCAAAGCUCGACUAUGUGUCUCUUCAGUAUUUUCUAGAGCCACGUUGAAGUGUUCUCUCUCUGAGCAGUACAGUCAGAAUGAUACCCUGGAUUGUACUGGUUCUGAAGUAUCUGAGGAGCUUGUGCCUGGCUGUUGGAGUCACUCAUUUGAUUCCUCCAAAAUCAAGGCUGCUCUUCAGGUCUUACAAUCGCUUUCUAAACCGAACAAUUGUACACUGCAAACUGGCUCUUCAAAGGCCAAUGAUGCUGGUAUCACUGAUCUCCGAAACUCAUCUGAUACUCUUUCAAGAGGGGUGGAGCCGGAUAUGCUUGACAAAAGAGACUCUGAUUUGGUUAAAAGUGCAAAUGAAUUUACCAAAGUAGAGGGAGAGAAAGCAAUAGUCUUCUCCCAGUGGACAGGGAUGCUGGAUUUGCUUGAAACUUGUCUAAAAAAUUCUUCUAUUCAGUACCGGAGGCUUGAUGGGACCAUGUCUGUCGCUGCCAGGGAUAAAGCUGUGAAGGAUUUCAAAACUCUUCCUGAGGUGUCUGUUAUGAUUAUGUCUUUGAAAGCUGCUAGUCUUGGGCUCAACAUGGUGGCAGCUUGUCAUGUCCUGCUUCUGGACCUUUGGUGGAACCCUACAACUGAAGAUCAAGCAGUAGAUAGAGCCCACAGGAUUGGACAGACUCGUCCUGUUACAGUUUUGCGUUUGACUGUAAAGGAUACAGUUGAAGAUCGCAUUUUAGCACUUCAGCAAAAGAAGAGAGAGAUGGUGGCAUCUGCAUUCGGGGAGGAUGAGACAGGUAGUCGCCAGACUCGUCUUACAGUGGAGGAUUUGAAGUACCUUUUCAUGGCUGAUUAGAGACCUUUUCAUAGUUUAAAUGGGUGCCAAGAUUUUUGUUACCAGCGGCAUUAUCUCGACGGUCGGUGCUUUUUGACAAUAGAUUGUUAGGAGUAAUUAGAAAAGAAGGCUUCAGUUACAUUCUCUAACCAAUUGUCUCCCAGAUUGUGUUUUGGCAAUAGGAGGAUAGGAUUUGGAAUCUCAUAGUUACCAGUAAGUAAAUAUAGGAGCGGAACGGAGAUUCAUUCAUUCAAAUUGUAAAUGAUAGAUUUGUUACUGUUCAUCCCCCCCCCCCCCCCCCCCAACCAAAUACGGAUAGUACAAAGUGUUAGCUUGAUUGGUAAUUAUGAUCCCAUUUUCUUUUGUUGUAA